AUGUACGUGGAAGAAGGUGUAGAAGAAAUCAGUCAAGAGGAUUGCUGGGACGUCAUUAAGGCCUUUUUUGAGGAAAAGGGUCUUGUACGCCAGCAAAUCGACAGUUUCAAUGAAUUCAUGAGCAAUACUGUGCAAGAGCUCGUAGAAGAGAGCAAAAGUCUUACAUUGGAACAGGCCGAGCAACAUACGGGCAAUGCAGAGGACAAAACGCGUCGUUAUGAGAUUGAGUUUGGCCAAAUUUAUAUGAAUAAGCCGCGUCAGACAGAAGCAGAUGGUAGCACGGCUCCUCUCUUUCCUCAGGAGGCUCGGCAGCGUAACCUGACGUAUUCAGCUGGGCUUCAUGUCGAUGUAUCACAAAAGGUCCUGAUCAAGGGCGAAGAAGACGAGCUGGAUGAAAAUGGCGACCAGCUUUGGAUACCGGAUCCAUCCCAAGAAGAGAUUGUCGAUGAAAAAGUAUAUUUGGGCAAAGUACCCAUCAUGCUUCAUUCGCACUUUUGUUGGCUAACGGAUCUUCCAGACGAAGACAAGUACAGUUUGAAUGAAUGCCCCUUUGAUUCCGGUGGCUACUUUAUCAUUAAUGGCUCAGAAAAAGUUCUGAUUGCACAAGAGCGUAUGGCUGCAAAUCAUGUAUACGUAUUUUCCAAAGCUCCACCGUCUCCCAUUACAUUCCUAGCAGAAAUUCGCAGUGCGGUCGAGCGCGGCGGUAAAACGAUCAGUACGAUGCAAAUCAAGUUGUUUUCUCGUAACAGGGAAAAGAGUCUGAAUAAUACAAUCAAGGCAACGCUUCCAUAUAUUCGAAAUGACAUCCCUAUUGUGAUCGUGUUUCGUGCGCUGGGUGUCGUCCCAGACCGAGACAUUCUGCAACACAUUUGCUAUGACUUUAAUGACACUCAAAUGCUUGAAAUGCUCAAGCCAUGUAUUGAGGAGGCCUUUGUGAUUCAGGAUCGCGAGGUGGCGCUUGACUUUAUUGGCCGUCGUGGUACAACCACCGGUUUGUCGCGUUCGAAACGUACAACUUAUGCACAGGAAAUCCUACAAAAAGAAAUGCUGCCUCAUAUUUCCAUGUCGGAAGGCUCAAAUACCAAGAAAGCAUACUUUUUUGGGUAUAUGGUGCAUCGUCUCUUGCUAGCCGCGCUGGACCGCCGUGAGAUUGAUGAUCGUGAUCACUUUGGUAAAAAACGGCUGGACUUAGCUGGUCCCUUAAUGAGUGGCCUCUUCCGCAUGCUGUUCCGUAAAGUUACCCGUGAUAUUUACCGUCAUCUUCAGCGGUGUGUUGAAGAUCAGAAGGAGUUCCAUCUCCAGGCUGCUGUACGACAUGCCACUAUCACCAAUGGUCUACGCUAUUCGCUUGCCACCGGUAACUGGGGUGACCAGAAGAAGGCUAUGCAAUCUAAGGCAGGUGUAUCUCAAGUACUCAAUCGAUACACCUUUGCCUCAACACUAUCACACCUCCGUCGCUGCAACACACCUAUUGGUCGUGACGGUAAGAUUGCCAAGCCGCGUCAGCUACACAACACCCAUUGGGGUAUGGUGUGUCCCGCAGAGACUCCUGAAGGUCAGGCAUGUGGUCUUGUUAAAAACCUGAGCUUGAUGUCGAACAUCUCAGUCGGCACGCCUUCCGCACCAAUCGUUGAGUUCCUUGAAGAGUUUGGACUCACAAGUCUUAUCGAUAUGCAAGGUGCUGAUCCAAAAGCCACGAAAGUAUUUGUAAAUGGUGUAUGGCUUGGUACACAUGAUGACCCUGGACAGCUUGUCGACACGUUGCGUGACUUGCGUCGUAAAGAUGAUAUCAGCCACGAAGUAAGUGUUGUGCGUGACAUUCGCGAGAAGGAGCUCCGUAUCUACACAGAUGCAGGUCGUUUGAUGCGCCCUCUUUUCAUCGUGGAUCCACAAAGCAUGACGCUACUUAUUAAGCGUCACCAUGUCGAAGCAUUGAAUGAUGAAUCCGGUGAAGGCUGGGACUGGUCACGAUUAGUGCAAUCGGGUGUCAUUGAGUACCUUGACACAGAAGAAGAAGAAACUGUGUUAAUCUGUAUGAGUCCAAUGGACUUAGAGCAAUCGCGUGAGUACAAGGCCACGAAUGGUAAUAUGCCCCCAGACACAUCUGACGCAACGCGACGUUUGCGUUCUGCUCACACGUUUGCACCAGACACCUGGACACACUGCGAAAUCCAUCCAGCCAUGAUAUUAGGUGUAUGUGCAAGUAUUAUUCCCUUCCCAGACCACAACCAGUCGCCGCGAAACACUUACCAGUCAGCCAUGGGUAAACAAGCAAUGGGUGUAUUCCUUACCAAUUACCAGAUUCGUAUGGACACUAUGGCGAACAUUCUGUAUUAUCCCCAAAAGCCCCUCGCAACAACACGAGCAAUGGAGCAUCUGCGAUUCCGUGAAUUGCCGGCCGGUCAAAAUGCCAUCGUCGCAAUCCUAUGUUAUUCGGGUUAUAAUCAAGAAGACUCGGUAAUUAUGAACCAGUCGGCGAUUGACCGUGGAUUAUUCCGGUCACUGUACUACCGCUCCUUCCAAGAUAUGGAGAAGAAAGUCGGUGUGAUCACUAUGGAAGAAUUUGAGAAGCCGACACGUGAGACCGCUAUUCGUCUGAAGCACGGGACGUAUGAAAAACUUGAUGUUGACGGCCUUGUUCCUCCUGGCAUGCGUGUGUCAGGUGAAGAUAUUAUUAUUGGUAAGACAGCACCUUUGCCGCCGGACAGUGAUGAGUUGGGCAUGAGGAGCAAGUUGCAUACCAAGAAGGACGUGAGUACACCAAUGAAAAGCACUGAGAGCGGCAUUAUCGACCAAGUGCUGAUUACGACGAACGGCGAAGGCGCUAAGUUUGUCAAGGUGCGUGUUAGAUCUACGCGUGUACCGCAGGUGGGAGAUAAGUUCGCCUCGCGACAUGGUCAGAAGGGUACAAUUGGUAUCACCUACCGUCAGGAAGAUCUGCCUUUUACGUGCGAAGGUAUAACUCCCGAUAUCAUUAUCAACCCCCAUGCCAUUCCUAGUCGUAUGACUAUUGGCCAUUUGGUUGAAUGUUUGCUUUCCAAGGUCGCCACUCUGUCUGGUCAGGAGGGUGACGCAACGCCAUUCACUGAUCUUACAGUCAAGGGUGUCAGUGAUAUUCUAUUUUCGCUCGGCUUCCAGUCUCGCGGUCUCGAGGUCAUGUAUAAUGGACACACGGGUCGCAAGCUCCAGGCACAGGUGUACCUUGGUCCAACGUACUACCAGCGCUUGAAGCACAUGGUGGAUGACAAAAUCCACAGUCGUGCUCGUGGUCCAGUACAAAUUCUCACUCGCCAGCCGGUCGAGGGUCGUUCGCGUGACGGUGGUUUGCGCUUUGGUGAAAUGGAGCGUGACUGUAUGAUUUCUCACGGCAUGGCCAACUUCUUAAAAGAACGCAUGUAUGACGCCAGUGACGCCUACCGGUUGCACAUCUGCGACCUUUGCGGUUUGACGGCAGUGGCGAACCUGCGAAAAGGCACGUUCGAGUGCCGUGCGUGCCGCAACCGCUCGGCCAUAUCGCAAAUUCACAUCCCGUACGCGGCCAAGCUCUUGUUCCAGGAGCUCAUGAGUAUGGGCAUCGCUACGAGGUUGUACUAA
This is a messenger RNA of Malassezia restricta, 3594 nucleotides long. RefSeq names its product DNA-directed RNA polymerase II subunit RPB2. Gene Ontology annotation, cellular component: RNA polymerase II, core complex. The record is from RefSeq and is a predicted model, not a curated record. Lineage: Eukaryota; Fungi; Basidiomycota; Malasseziomycetes; Malasseziales; Malasseziaceae. Gene Ontology annotation, molecular function: DNA-directed RNA polymerase activity; ribonucleoside binding; DNA binding. The coding region runs from base 1 to 3594 and encodes 1197 amino acids. Gene Ontology annotation, biological process: DNA-templated transcription. The transcript has a single exon.